UUAGUUAGUGUCACCUGUACUAAUUGGUCAGGAAGAGGGAGAGACGCAAGAGAAGGAAGGAGUCCAGGCAGACAGAGAAGGGAAACAGCAGCACUGUUUAGUGUGCGUUCCGAGGAGGAUUUGAUCUCUGCUGCUGCCUGGUUCCAUCUUUCGCACAACGAGCUGUUUCUCCAGGACUGACAAACCCGCCCCCUGACACCUCCUCGCUCUAUAUAAGACAGCAAAAGGGCCAGAUGAUAAGAACCUGGUCUCAAGACAAGCCUGGCCAUGCGGUGUAAAGUCCUCGCCUAUGUCGUCCUCCUGACUCUCAUAAAGCAUGUGUCUCCAAGUGAAAUACAGGCCGGCCCAAAUACAAAUGCAACCCUCCCCUGCAAUGUGAUGCUCCCGCUCCCUGUAAACGAGUCUCUCCUCGAAGUCAACUGGAUAAGUAACGGCUCCGACAUCGCCUCAUUCAGAGAAGCAGCGACGCACAUAAAGGAAGGCCUCAGUUGGGACAGCAGCAAUUUCGUCAACGGGGACUUUUCGCUGACGGUCCUCAGAGCCGCUCUCGACCUGCAGGGGGUGUAUGAAUGCACGGUCAGCUACAACUCCACAACGCUGCACUCCAACAUUACAUUUAGCAUCCUCGCUUCCCCCACUCUGUCAGUCCCUCAGCAGUGGGUGGUGUUGGAAACAGAGAGCCAGCUUAAAUGCCAUGCAGACGGUUUCUACCCUCCUCCUGUCUCUUUCUCCUGGACCAGAGAUGGGCAGGUGAUUCAACCUCCCUAUGAUGUUGAAGGUGAACAGACUCCAGAUGGGUACUAUAUGGCUGUGGGCAACAUGACCCUCUACCCUUCCCGCGAGGACCAGAAUGUGACCUUCGGCUGCAAAGUGUCGCACAAAGGCAGCAAUCAAGACCUGGAUUUCCAACUCAAUAUCACGUACACUCCUUCUGUUGGACUUUCCGCCUUGCCUUCGCGCCCCGGGAACACUCCUCUCACUCUUUACUGUGAUGUGGAGAGUUUCUACCCAGAGGAAAUAUCUGUGUCCUGGGUUCAAAACGGCACGGCCCUCCCUGAGCCCCCCGCCACUGAGCAGAACCCAGAUGGGACCUACAGAACCAGACACUACUAUACGUUGAGCCCUGAGCAGAGGGAGCGAGGUGGGAAGGUGGAGUGUGCAGUAAACCAACCUGGGGUAGUGCAACCAGUCAGUGGCUCAGAGCACCUGGAGAAACUGGACCCCCAAGAUGAGACUCCGGUGUUGACGAAAUCAGCCAAAGCAUCUGUGGCGAUGAUGUGUAUCUCUAUUGUGCUGGUCUUCCUGCUCUGCUUUGGCUUUUCUUGGAGGAGAAGGGAUGAGAAACAGAAGUCUUUGAAUGUGUCAGGGAUCAUCCUCCCGCCACGCGUAAUUGUAGGUCACAAGGGCAGAGUGACCGUGAGCAUUGAGGGCAGGAGGGUGGACCGAGUCCAGACGGCAUGGUUCCUCGAUGACACCCCGAUCUUUGACACUUCUCUCACAGGAACCUCCAAAGCUAACUUUAACUGCCUCUAUAACCCCCUAACUACCAUCCAUCUGCCCUACGGUCUAACUCUCACCUCCCCAGCGUCAGAGAACGGCCCUCUGCUUCCCUCCAGAGGCGAGAUGGGUUACUACAAGCUGCACACUCAAGGCCCGCUGCACUCCUCUGGAAGUGGCACUCAACAGCUGAUCUCCUCCCUCACCUUCAUUCCCCGGAUUUCAGUCCACAAGGCAGCGGUGUUUAAGUGCCAGGUGUCCUACAUGGGCAAAGAUAAGAUCGUGGUGGAGAGGGUGUCUGAGAAGUUUACGAUCCUGUCUGCUCCAGAAGUGUCAGAAAUCCAGCUGGCAGAGACUCCAAGUAACUCUGAUGUCAUCAGCAUGACUGUCCAGGCAUCACAUUUCCAUCCGGACGUCAUAACCUUCCGCUGGUUCUGCCAGGGGAGUGAGCUGAGCCCUGUGGCCUCCCGGGCCUCGUCCUCUCCUCGACCCGAUUCUGAAGGCUUCUUUGCAGCCUCCAGCCAGUGUAAACUGCCCCGCAGUGAACUGGAAAAGGGAGGCACUAAAGUGUGGGUCAGUGUCCACCACAUCGCCCUGAAGCAGCCGGUCACCCGCGAGACCAGGGGAUUCAUCAAUAGGCCGUGUGUGUCCGAAAUCGUUGGCUCCGGUUCUUCGCCAGGGCAGACUUUGACCCUCGGAUGUGAAAUCACAGAUUUCUACCCUCCGAACAUAACAGUCACCUGGCUGAGGCUCCGAGAGGGGGAGCAAGAUGACCGAGAGGAGGAGGUGAUAGAGGGAGAAGAGAUGUGGGGCCCCGUACAGACUCAUCCCAGACUCUUCAGGGCAACAGCCACUCUGAAGAGAAAGGCAACAAAUCAGGAGAAAAGGGAGAGAGGAGGAGGAAUUAUUUGUAGAGUGGAGCACUGCUCCCUCCAGGAGCCUGUUGAGAAACACUGGAGAAACGUUGACAUCGUUGCUCCCUCCAUUCCUCCAUCGCUCUCAGUCUGUUGGAGCAGUGAAGGGGUCGGUGUGUUCUCCCUCCUGUUGAAGGGAGGUUACCCUAAGGUGAAAUUACUCUGGGCGGCGGGAGGACCCACUCUCUCACCAUUGGUUUCCAACGAGACAGAGGAGAUAGGAGAUGACGGACAGAGGGAGCUGAAAAGUGUGUGUGCCCUGGAGAGGUCCACAAGCCUGCCAAGUCCGACAAACAAACAGCUGGAGAGACGGAAGAAUGGACAUGCAAUAAAAACUAAAGCUGCCGUCACGGACCCCGACACUGACGGAAUAGAAUACAUUGAUGGAGAUAAUAACGACAUUGACAGAGACGAGGAAACCAAGUCAGAAGUGGAUGAGGACGAGGACAGCGACAAAGAAGGAGAGGAAGACCCGGGAGCACUGCACAUCAACAGAGUCAACUUGAGGAAGGGCCCCAGAGAAAAUGAGAGGCCGCGUUUGAGAGUCUGCGUGGAGAUCACACACACUGCACUCAAGCUUCCUGUUUAUCGAACCUGGACAGAGCCCAAUGAGGAAAUUUCAUCUUCCGCAUGAAAACCUUGAUGUGUGCAAGAGUCCCUCUAUUUCAUAUAUGCCGUAUAAUACAUCUAAUAUGUCUUUAUAGUAGAUGAGGAGUAGUCAUGUUUUUAGGAUAUCCAACUGUUUUUGAUGAUGUGGUUUUGCAUCCAACUUUUUACUGUAUUUAUUACCUUAUAUUUUUAAUCUGUCAUCCAUUACUAUUUUUUCCAAAUUCAUGAUAUUUACAAAUGUUAAUAUUUUUGUACAAAGAAUUUUACAAUUAUAAUCCAGGUUUGUGGAUUUCUUUUUUUAAAAUCUGCUUUGGUAAAUAAAAUCUAAUUACAUUUUUUUUGGA
Messenger RNA from Anarrhichthys ocellatus (wolf-eel), 3364 nucleotides. RefSeq lists its product as uncharacterized. The transcript has 15 exons. The record is from RefSeq and is a predicted model, not a curated record. Lineage: Eukaryota; Metazoa; Chordata; Actinopteri; Perciformes; Anarhichadidae. The coding region runs from base 268 to 3045 and encodes 925 amino acids.